Messenger RNA from Neolamprologus brichardi, 951 nucleotides. The record is from RefSeq and is a predicted model, not a curated record. Lineage: Eukaryota; Metazoa; Chordata; Actinopteri; Cichliformes; Cichlidae.
UAUGUCUCAUACUCGGAGGUAGAGAGUCAGAGCUGCUCGUCCGGCGGAUCUCAACCUCUGAAUCCAACCCCCGUGUCUUCUCUCAUCCUUCCCCUCUCCCCUUCUCGCUCACCCGGGUUGCUUUCUCUCCGGAGCCGCGGGAGCUUCUACGUCUUCUUUCUCUCGACUUCGGCCAACAGUUUGCUCUUUUUGGAUUUGGGUUUUUCUUCUUGGACGUUUUGAUGAGUACUCGCUGCUGAUUUCACUCAGCACUGCUCCUCGCUGCUGCCGCUGCUGCUUCUGCCGCCGCUGCCGCUUUUACGCACCGACGCUUAUUUUGGAUUUGCUCGGCAGCACCGCUGGAGAAAAACGGAGAAAGACAGUAAGAAGCAAGAACAGCGAGGUGGAUCCGUGGAUGCGCCCCUUUGGCUCACGCUGGAGAUGGAAACGCUGAUAUUGUUAUUUCAUUCCCUGUGGAUAUUGCAAUGCAACACUGUGAGCGCCGACUCCAUCAUUCACAUCGGUGCGAUAUUUGAGGAGAACGCAGUGCAGGAUGAUCAGGUGUUCCAGCUCGCCGUGUCUGACCUCAGUCUGAACGACGACAUCCUGCAGAGUGAGAAGAUCACACACUCGAUUAAACUCAUCGCGCCCAACAACCCUUUCCAGGCGGUGCAGGAAGCCUGUGAGCUGAUGAACCAGGGCAUCCUGGCGUUGGUGACCUCUACUGGCUGCGCCUCAGCGAGCGCCCUGCAGUCCCUGACGGACGCCAUGCACAUCCCACACCUGUACAUCCAGAGGAACAGCGAAGGAUCUCCUCGCACUGCCUGCCAGUUCAACCCAAGCCCCGGCGGGCAGCGCUACACGCUGGCCGCCCGGCCGCCCGUACGCCUCAAUGACGUCAUGCUGACGCUGGUGGAGGAGCUGCGCUGGCAGAAGUUCAUCGUGUUUUAUGACACCGAGUACGGUGAGUGA